Arachis ipaensis is the source of this 2304-nucleotide messenger RNA. The record is from RefSeq and is a predicted model, not a curated record. NCBI's taxonomy places the organism in Eukaryota, Viridiplantae, Streptophyta, Magnoliopsida, Fabales, Fabaceae.
AUGGUUCGAACCAGAGGAUCCAUUAAGAGGAAAACUCGGUCCGGAGUGAAGUUCACAGAUAAAAAUCCUCUCUGUAUUGUCGUGAAUCCAACGACAAGCUAUGAUGAACUUGUUCGAUCUGUGCUGACGAAACUUGGUCUGGAAGGUGCGAAGCGAGUUAAGAAGUUUUUCUACCGCAUUCCAGUAACGAUCCUGCACGAUACGGUGAAGUAUGAUUGUCUGACGAUUGGUAGUGAUGAGGACCUGCAAGUCAUGUUUCUAUGUCGGAGGCAAUUUCUGGAGGUGAGGACACCGGAAUUGCUGGCAAAGCUGGUUGAUGUUGUAUCCAGCUCGGGGGGUUCGAACCGGAAUACCACCGAUGUAGCCACGGUAGCUGGUUCCAGUUCCAGGGCUGCCGUGGCCUCGACCUCCAUCCCAGUGUACGAGCCAGCGGUCCAACUGGUCGCCUCCCUGUCUUUCGCUGUUGAUCUGAAUGACGGCGUAGGCGACGAGGUAGGAUCCUUUGAUAUUAUGCCGAACGCUUUGCAUGGCGUUCCACCGGUUGGCGUCGGAGACGGAGUAUUGGGUGAUGCAGAUGACGACGAUGUCGAGCCGGAUACGAUUGAGGAUGACAGCGGCGACGAGGUUGGAGCGUCUGGGCCUGCAUUGGCGGGCGGUGGUUCUAGCUCUGGCACACAGCAAUAUCCACCACAUUUUUCCUCGUUGGACCUAGACGCCAUGAGGAAUGAGAUUUACAAGGUCGUUGAGUCCGAUCAUCGCCGGUAUGUGGGCAAGUGUUCCGAGUUCGGGAAUGGUUGCACAUGGUUGAUUCGUCUGAGUCUCCGAAAGCGCAAGGACAUUUGGGAGGUUAAACGUUACAACGGACCACACACUUGCCUGGCCACGUCCAUCUCGAGUGACCAUAGGAGUUUGGAUUAUCAUGUGAUUUCGGCCUUCAUUAUGCCAAUGGUAAGGGCUGACGCAUCCGUGAGCAUCAAGGUCCUCCUGAACGCCACGGCAGCGCACUUUGGUUUUAGGUCGACUUACCGGAGGGUAUGGAUGGCAAAGCAGAAGGCUAUUGCUCUGAUCUACGGUGACUGGGAUGAGUCAUACAACGACAUACCUAGGUGGGUGUUGGGUGUCCAGCUGACGAUGCCUGGUAGUGUUGCGAUCCUUAAGACGAGCCCGGUUCGAGUUGGAGGACAGGACGGGAACUCCAACAUUCUACCUGUCGCAUUCGCACUGGUGGAGGGUGAGAAUGCGGAAUCCUGGACAUUCUUUCUCUCGCACCUUCGACAACACGUGACCCCGCAGCCCGGUCUGCUUGUUAUAUCGGACAGGCACAAUGGCAUCAAGGCUGUGCUUGAGGCCCCUGAUGGCGGUUGGUUACCACCAUCUGCGUACCGGGCAUUCUGCAUACGACACGUAGCUGCCAACUUUGCCCUUACCUUCAAGGGCAAAGACGCUAGGAGGCUUCUAGUGAAUGCGGCUUAUGCGAAGACGGAGGUUGAAUUUCAUUACUGGUUUGAUAUUCUACGAUCUGAAGACCCGGCGAUGUGUGAGUGGGCGAACCGGAUUGAAUACACCUUGUGGACUCAGCAUCGUGAUGAGGGGCGGAGAUUUGGUCACAUGACGACGAACAUUUCCGAGUGUGUGAACUCAAUCCUGAAGGGGGUCAGAAAUCUCCCUGUCGCAUCCCUGGUGAAGGCGACAUAUGGUAGGCUGGCGGAACUCUUUGUUCGCAAGGGGAGAGAGGCUGAGGCACAGAUGGGAACCGGACAACAAUUCAGUCAGUAUUUGGUGAAGAGUAUUGAGGCCAACUUGAAGACGGCAAGAUGCUUCACGGUGACGUUGUAUGACCGGGAUAACUCCGAGUUCACCGUAGCAGAGACCAGUCCGACUGGUUCUUUCUCCUUAGGGACUUACAGAGUUUCACUUGCCUCUCGGAUAUGUGACUGCGGGUACUUCCAGGCGCUUCAUUUCCCGUGUCAGCACGCACUUGCGUGCUGUGCAUACGCACGGGUCACAUGGACCUCUUACGUUCAUAGCGUGUAUCAGAUUAGUUCGGUGUUUAAUGUGUAUCGGAUUAGUUUCACACCUCCCAUCCCGGAGGGCUACUGGCCACCGUACGAUGGUCCCACGAUGAUUCCAGACCCUGACAGGAGGCGUGCGAGGGAGGGUCGUCCCAGAUCCACUAGGAUACGGACGAAUAUGGACGAGGCAGAUCCGAAUCGGCCCAAGAGGUGCGGCCUAUGUCGUCAACCCGGACACACACGACGUAAUUGCCCACAGGUUGCAGGGUCGUCUCAGACAGGCCGCCAUUAG